Molecule: messenger RNA, 6009 nt
Organism: Lytechinus pictus (painted urchin)
Lineage: Eukaryota; Metazoa; Echinodermata; Echinoidea; Temnopleuroida; Toxopneustidae
Product: E3 ubiquitin-protein ligase RNF34-like
Exons: 7
Coding region: 393-1796 (467 amino acids)
Biological process (GO): proteasome-mediated ubiquitin-dependent protein catabolic process; negative regulation of extrinsic apoptotic signaling pathway via death domain receptors; protein K48-linked ubiquitination
Cellular component (GO): plasma membrane; cytoplasm
Molecular function (GO): ubiquitin protein ligase activity
Source: RefSeq, a predicted model, not a curated record
AUAAAAGAUGGGCGACACGAAAGACGGUCCUUGGAAAGACCCUUUCGUGCAAUCGGCCCCUUGUUGCCUUGUACGUGUGUGUUAAUGUUGUUUGCAAAUAGUAGUCUUUGAUACGACAAACAGAGAUUGAUGAAAUUACCGUUGUCAGAUGUAGAAUUAUUAUUGAUUCGGCAUUUUCAGACGUAUUUUCGUGGAUUCAUGAUGCGGGAAUUAGAUCUGCAGUAAUGUUACCUUCAAAUAACGACAAUAAUUGAUUAUUACGGUGAUUUCAAGUAAAAUAGAGAAUCCCGGCUUGUUCCAACCUGUGUUGUCUUCCACCCACAAUUCAAAUCUUGUGCCGAGUACAUGAGUCUACUGUACCCUAUUGUCAUUCACCCACAAACCUGCAUCCCAUGGGUUCAGGUGCAGGCAAACCUGUUGUGAGUCCAUCGGCAACCCCAGCCUACACAUUUUGUUAUAGCGGUGCUGGUGGUCCCUCUACCGGUGUCAGCCCAAGGGAAGCUGGUGAUAGUGUUGGUGUGGGAGUCCAAGCAGGUUCAUCAUCAACCUACCCUAGUGGGGACAAUAUCACAAGUAGGCCAUCCAGCCAACAAAGUAUAUACGGUGAACCUGUAGACGAAAACUGCAAUAUGGUGUGUGAAGCCUGUUCAACAUCCUUUCAUAUCUUCAAAAAGAAGUAUCGUUGUACAGACUGUGAUAAAUACUACUGCUCCAAUUGCUUCAUUAAAGAACCUCGGAAAUGUUGCAGUGCAUGCAGUGCCAUACAACAGAGCCCCACAAGGGCAGAACUCAUGACCCUGAAGAUUAAGGAUCUCAGGUUGUAUUUGAACACUCAUAGUGUGUCAACCCAGUCUUGUAGAGAGAAGGACGAUCUUGUGGAUCUAGUGAUGCAGUAUGUCCAAGCACAUCCUCAACCAACGGUUCGAGGUAAUGCGGGAAGGGCGACACGGUCCUCGGCUUCAACAUCAUCGAACAACAGGACCAGCACAGCAAGACAGCCUGGAAAUCGGGCUAGUCAUCCACAGGCACAGCAGCAGCAACAGGAACAGCAGCCGCAAGGACAGAGAGUGACCCAGAGGUUUGAGGAGAUAUUCAAUGACAUUUUCUCCAGAUUGUCUGAUCAGGGAACAGGGAGCAGUGUUGAUCCACCAAACUUUAACUUCUUUACUAAUACAUCUACUGGAUCUCCUGGGGAAGGGAUGACCAACAACACAUUCAACAGUACUAGUAAUUCUGGAAAUGACCAGAGACCACAGUCAAGGACAGCAUGGACUAGUGGAAAUUCUGCAGCAUCAAACACAGCUACAACACCUCCCCAAGAGAGCAUGCCAUCUCAACAACACGAGGAAGCAACAUCCACUCAGAAUACAGAGCAAACGCCUGUCCAACCAUUGAGGAAACGAGCAUCACUUAGUGAUGUGGAGACUGUAGAAGGCAUCGACUCACUCUCCAUUAAACAACUCAAGGAAAUAUUAACAGCUAACUUUGUCAACUACAAGGGAUGCGUUGAGAGAUAUGAACUCCAAGACAGAGUCAAAAGGUUAUAUGAAGAGAAACAGCAUCGUAAAAGGAAAGAAGAUAAAAAAGAUUCAAGGAUUGCAAAAGAGGGUGAAGAAGUACCAAUGGAUGAUGAAGAAGAGAGCACUCUUUGCAAGAUUUGCAUGGAUGCCGAGAUUGACUGCGUUCUACUUGAAUGUGGCCACAUGGUCACGUGUACAAACUGUGGCAAGCGUAUGAAUGAGUGCCCUAUCUGUAGGCAGUACGUUGUAAGAGCAGUACACAUAUUCAAGGCAUGAUAGGCUAAGACCCUCAUUCACAGUAGAGUAAAUGUACUUUCAUAAUGGUAUUUUUUUUCUCUAUUGGAAUACGGCAAUUCAUAAUUUAUACAAAUUCUGUUUUCAAACAGGAUAUUUGUAUCAUGAAUAUGCUACCAGGCAAGUAAAAAAAAAAAGGCUCACACCUAAACAUGUUUUGGAUACCCUAGAAAUAUUUUUAUGAAUAGUAGAUAUACAUCAUUCAUAUGAAGAAUGUUUUAUCCAAAAACUAGUUGGUAUCAAUCAUUUUGAAGCAAAUCUUCAUGUUUGGAUAAAUGAAAAAAAUCAACUCACACGGAAGACAUGCCUGAUGAAAAGACAAUACUUUUCCGAGUUGAUUCCUCUCUCUCUCUUCUACCAUGUGUCAUUUUGAGAUGGUGUAUGACAUUAAUUUUACAGUACUCCAACUCAAGUUGUCAUUAUUUUAGGAACCUUUGUGUAAAACUUCUUUAUGAUAUCAAAAUGGAAUAUAAAUUCAGUUGUAUGAUCAUAAUAAGUCUUGAAUUUGGCAUCCCAGUGGAUUGUCAGAGGUUUCUACCACUUUACAUUGUAAAUCCCAGGUUAAUUUCAAUAGUAUAAAUCUGAUAGCUUACAUAAAAGUUCAUUAUGCAAUGAUAAUCCAGCUUCUAAUGGGUACAUGUACCUGCGAAAGUGCUGUAGUUUUAGACUGCCUCAAAACACAGUAGGGAGAGAGAAGAAUCAAUAAUUUCCUCUGUUUUCAAUAUAGAAUAUAAGAAUAAUAACAUACACGUAUGUGAAUUACUUUGGCACAAAUUGAUUUUUGCACUCUUUCAGCAAUGCCCCCUCAUCCACACACGAACAUAACUUGCACUAAAAUAAUAUCAGAUGAUUUGGGAUAAUACACUCUUUUAUGUGAUGUUUACCAAUUUACUAUUUUGAAGCCAUUUCUGAAGUAAUUAGCCAUGGUUAAGGUGUUUUGGGUUUUUUUUACUUGCCAUGUAUACUGCAUCUUUAUUGCCACUGUAGAGGGGAAGAUGUAUACAUUAAAGUACAAUGUAAAAUAGAAAAAUACAUUUUGAGUGCAGAUUUUAUUUGGUUGAGGGAAUUGCUAGUUAUUAAAAAGCAUUCUGACCGUGCAAUCUUUCUUUCAUAAUUCAAAGAGUCCACCAAGGGUUUUUUUUUGUGAAAACUUGUUUCUUUGCUACUUUUUGAGAAUUCUUUAUUGUUUAAAUGUGAUGAUUGUUUUGCUUUUUAUUCGCAUGAAGGAAAAUCUGCAGUGUUUUAAUCCAUCAUGUUUGAAGAUUAUGAAUACUUUUAGUAAAUUCUUUAACUUUCAUUCCUCAUAUAAACUCCAUAAAAAUAGAUCUCAAGACUCCUUCCUAUCACAAGUCAUUGUUCCAUGCGCUCUCUGUCUGUCUCACACUCUCUCUCCUCUUUCUCUCCGUAAUACUACUAUAGAAAUUCUGUAUAACAAGGUCCUUUUCUAUAAUUGAUUAUGUACUGAGUGUCCACUGUAAAAUUUGACCCAAAUGCUGCUUUGUGAUAUAUUUUCUAUUUUGUUCAUUAUUGUCAAAUAAUUAAAAUCAAAUCAUGAUUGAUAAAUUUAAAAUUUUACAAUUCAGUUGUGUAACUAUCUGAAGGUAAUCAUGUCAGCUGUACCUUAAUUUUGACAUAAGUAAUUUAAAGGUAGUGUAAUGCAUGAGAUAAUUAAUCUGCCGUGGAAAUGAACCAUGGGGCCUGAGGGGUUAUGAAGUUUUGCAUGGUUGAAUUCUUGUGCUUUUCUGUUUGCCAAUACUCCAAAUAUAAAAGCAAGACACCAACACAUUUCCUGGUGAAAUCACAUAGAAAUACAGUAUGCACCUAUUGUUACAAAUCAAAAGUAUUCAUCACUACAUAAAUCAAUUGUAUUCCAAAAUUUGAUAGUAGUUUGAAACAAUGGACUGACACUAUAAGCUUAGUCCGUUUUGCACGUCAGGAUGAGACAAAAUUAUUUUGCAACAAAUGAUGAUCGGUAAGAUACAGGAAGGUUGUAUCAUGGUACAUGUAGAAUAUUUCUAAAGGACAGGUUUUUUUUCAGUGAAGGUUUGCUGUCAAUGUCCUGGUUUUGGGUUUUUAUUUUCUUUUAUUGUUAUAUCUUACCUACUUUUAUGUUUUCUAAUGAGUUUUAAUGAGUUUUAAUUAAGUAUGGCCAUUUGUUCUUGCUUUAGAAUCCUGUUGCCAUAGCUUCUGAUAAUUUUCAAAACUGUGUGGACACAAAACAUAUCUGCUAUGAAAUUGAAAUAUGCAUCAAGACAUGUUAAGUUAAGAUGUUAUAUUUUGUGAAAAUGAAAGUACUAUCUAUCAAUCUUUUUUAUUUGUGUAGCUGUGUAGGCAUAUAGGUCAAUUCUUCAAGAUUUGUAGAUGUGAACAAUAUAGUUAUUUUGUACAGACUAUACACUUCAGUAUUUUAUAUUUCAUGUUAGUAUGUAUCUCUAUUGUUAAAUGUAAAUAUACUAAAGAUUUAUGUAUAAAACAACAAGAUCAUUUCCAGAAGAUUUAUUUUUAAAUUAUAAGCAUUUUUAUAUUCUUUUAGAGGACGGUAUAAAGUCUGCCUUAUUUUAUGUGUAACCUCAAUUAUAGAAAUCCACUUCAUUGCUGAAAUCAUGCUUAAUGAUGAUAUUAUUUGUUGAACUCAGACUCUCAGUUAAAUGAAGGAUUAUGCUUAAAAAAGAUGUCACUUUUACAUCAUUAUCACCCAGUACCAGGCUACUGGAGAAAGUCAUUCAUCGUAGUUGUGUCGAAGAGAGACCAACAUAUUGGGUAUUCUGUUUCUUCAUGUCUCAGGUGUUGCAAGAACCUUAUUUGCAAUCGUAAGUUUUAAUAUGAGAUCACGUUAACAUAGAAAAUCAAUUUAUGGUUUCAAUCACAAGGCCCAGGGCCUCGUAACAUGAAGCUUUAAUAGCGAUUGAUUGUUGAGCUUAUUUCUGCAAUUGUUUGCAAUGAUUAUUGUGUAUGAUCAAUUGUAAAUUCAAGCCACUAUCAAUCACAAAGCCUUGUUACUUUUUACUGACUCAAGGGCCCAGUUUCAUGAAUAUUUACAUUGAAAGUUAACUUGCCAUGGGAACUUCUGAUUUGAAUGUCUGCUGAGCUCUGUUCAUGUAGUUACCAUAAUGGCAAUGUUAACAUUUUUUAUGUAACAGGGCCUGUAUGUAUAUGUAAAUUUACAAUUACAUGUAUAAGAAAGACCUAACAUUUAAUUAUUUAACCAUGAAAUGAAUUUGAAACAUCGAUUGAUCACAAUUUUCUUGCAAUACCUUCAGUGUGUUUGUGUUUGGUAACAAGAUAAAAAUGUGUUGUAAUUAUGUAGUAAAAUCUACACAUGAUGUACUAUUCCUUUCACUUACUAGUACACCAGUAGGAUAUUGUUUCUUUAACACUUGCAUCUGUAUCAAAUAAUUUCUUUAAUCAUUUUAACGGUAAAAUGGAUUAAUUGCAACAUAUUAUUUCCUCUUUCAUUUGUUGUUAAUAUUUAGUUGUGGAGCAGCAACCCUGUGAGUUGUGUGGUCACAAUUAUACUUCGCUCACAUUGAUUGUGAAUAUUCAUAGAAGCUUACCUGACAGUUUACUGUCUUACUCUGAAUCUGGCAGGUGCCAGAAGUGCUUUGAACUCUUCACUUUUAGCUUUUACAUAUAGCUUGUGAUGUAUUAUUAUUCAUUUCUUGCUGAAGUGCAAUUUCAGAUUGAGAUCACUGUUUUCACUCUUAAAUGGGAAUCCAAUCCCUUCUUAGAAGUCAAAUGUGAAAGCACAAUAAUAAGAUGAACAGAAUGGUGAAAAGUUGCAAGUUAAAUCAGACAUGUGCCCAGUAACAUAAAGUUAUGCAAUCAUUAUAAUGUAUCAUCCAUUGUAUGAUAUAAUAAUGCCAGCUUACUUUGCACUUUAGACAAUGAUUGUUUGUGACGGUUAGUUACUAACAAAUAUUUUUUAUGACUAGCAUUUCAUGUCAAUUCCUAGAGGUGCAAGCAGGUUUCUGUAAAAGUGCAGUGUUUAUUGAGUUGAAUCGUACAGAAAUCUUCUAGUGAACUACUUCAUCAAAGUGAUAUGUUCAUCAUGGUUGAUUUCAUUAAAAUGUUUACCAUACUGCCUCUAGAAUUGUGCUAUCUAAUUAGACUGGAAUGGAUUUCCCUUUAGAGCAUUUCUUGUAAAUCUAAUCUAUCUGGUGUGAGAAUAAAUGCACCUUUUGGAGAUAUCUUUAAA